Schistosoma guineensis is the source of this 6005-nucleotide messenger RNA. The record is from the annotation of a GenBank genome assembly. Lineage: Eukaryota; Metazoa; Platyhelminthes; Trematoda; Strigeidida; Schistosomatidae.
AGCGGUUGAUGUGUCUUUCCAAGGCCCCCGCAAAGUUCAACUCUAUGAGAUGCAAGUUGGGACUGCAACGUCGGUUCUAAAUCCUACUUCGGAAUAUUUGAAUAGUCAAGGGACAUGGGUCACGUAUAUUUUGGUGAUUCUGGUAGUGCACUUCAUUUUACUAUGCAUCCCACUCUUCACUACCGCUGUUGUUUGGACGUUGACCUGUACUUUUCACAAUGUUGUUAUGUAUCGUUUGUUACACUGGGAGAAAGGAAGCCCGUAUGAAACAUUAGAUCAAGGAGAAUCUCGUGUUCUCACUCAAUGGGAGCAGUUUGAUGAUGGUGAACAAUUUUCACCGACAAAGAAAUUCCUCUUAGUUGUCCCGAUUGUUUUGUAAGUCCCAGUUACAACGUCCCCAUGUAAUUCUGCUUAUUUCUUCAUACCAAUAGUAGUUGAGACCUUUUUUGUUGUCGAUAAAUUUCACUUUAAAUUUUGUUAAAGCAGAGGCGACAAAAUGUUAGUUUAUUACACACAACAUAGCAGCUGACACGGAUUUGUAUUGGUUCAAUUUAACACAUCACGCGUAGAGAUUGAUAAAAUGAAAAACAGUGGUGAGAACAACACUAUGCUAUUGGACUGUUACAUAGAUGGAGUGAAUAGACGCAACAUGAUAUCACUCAGAUUCCUGCAAACUGAUUUCUACCAGUCGUAAAAUUAUAGGCCAAGUGCACAUCGUGAUAUUCACAACUUAUACAUAGUCAUUACCCAGUUCUUUUAUUCCUUUUCAUAUUUAUUAUCAAGGUUCAUUUGUAAACGUAGACAACAAAAUUUAUUUGUGGUCACUUAUUUUUAUCUUGAAUGGUAAUUUGUUUUAUACUGUGACUUUGUAUUUAAAGCACUUAACUCUUAACCACUAAAUUACGCCUGUUACUUCUUGUAGAGGAAAAUGAGCCGCCCACCAGCAUUAUCCAUCGAAUUCAUUCAUGGGCAAUCCUUUAUAGUUGCUCUUCAUCCUUUUCAUGUCUGCUUCCGAUUCCCGACAUAGUGUGUUCUUAGAUCUUCCUCUUUUCCGUCUCCCUUCAGGAUCCCAAGUUGUACUUGCCGCGUGAUUCAGUCUGAUGAUUUCCUCGAUGUAUGUCCUAUCCACUUCCAACGUCUUCUUUUAAUUCCCUCCUCAACUGGAAGUUGAUUUGUUCUCUCUCACAGUAGGCUGUUACUGAUGGUAUCCGGCCAACGGAUACUAAAUAUCUUGUGUAGACAAUUGUUUUUAAAUACUUGUACAUUUUCGAUGAUGGUUGUGAUAGUUUUCCAAGUUUCAGCUCCAUACACUAGAACUGUCUUCACGUUCAUAUUAAAGAUUCUGAUUUUGAUAUUGGUUGACAAACAGUUGUUUCGAGUUCCAUAUGUUCUUCAACUGUAGAAAUGCUGCCCUAACUUUGCCAACCCUUACGUUUGCGUCUGCAUAGAUGAUGCUAACCAGGUAUGUGAAAGUUCCACCAAGUGUGAUUGGGUUGGUAUUCUCCGUGUUGUAUUUAAGGAUUCUGCUUUCUCUUUUGUGUAUGUUGAGGCCUACUGCUGAAGAGGUAGAGGUCUCUGCUACACUGGUUGUCAUGACCUGCAUUCGUUGAUUUCAUCUGCGAAGUCCAAAUCGUCUAGUUUCAUUCAAGUUAUCCAUUGUGUUCAGUGCUUUCCCUCAAAUGUCGAGGUCUUCAUAAUCCAGUUGACCAUCAGAAGAAAGAAGAAGGAGGAGAGUAUGCAGCCUUGUCUGACUCCGCUCCUCAUUUGGGAUGCAUCUGUCAGCUGUCCUCCGUGCACCACUUUGCAGUGUAGUCCGUUGUAUGAAUCAUAGAUGAUGCUGACGAUCUUCUCAGUAACCUCACAGUGUCGAAGAAAGCUCUAUAAGGUCCUCAUAUCCACAUUGUCAAACACCUCAUAGUCAAUGAAGUUUAUGUAUAAUGACGAAUUCCAUUCAAUUGAUUGCACAUAGGUUUCCAAAUCUCUCACCAUUUUUGUUUCUUUCUCCUAGUCCACGUCAUCCCAUGACGUCUUCAUAUCCUGUGUUGUCCAUUCCAGCCUUGGCAUUUAGGUCUCCCAUCAGAAUGGUCAAGUCCUUUGUUGGACACUUCUCGACGAUUGACUGCAGCCUAUUGUAGAAUUGAUCCUUAACGUCUUCAUUGUAGUCGUUGGUAGGCGCAUGGCAUUGGAUGACGUUCAUUGUAAUACCCUCUUUCUUUGUUUUGAAGGAGGCUUUGAUGAUCCUUAGUCCAUGAGAUUCCCAUCCUAUAAGUGCAUGUUCUGCUUGUUUGGAUAGCAUAUAUGCAACUCCUUGUGUAUGUGGGACAUUUUCUUCUUCAUGGCCGGAGGAAAAUAGAAGUUUCCCUGAAGCUAGUCGUUGUAGUCCAACUUGCGCCCAAUAUGUUUCACUGAUUCCAAGCACCUCCAGGUUGUACCUCUUCAUUUCUGCAGCGAUUUGGAAGACUCUCUCGGUCUCUCACAUUGUACGCGUAUUCUAUGUACCUAAAUAAAUGGUUGCUCUGGUUGUCAGAAGAGGCAUCAGCCUCGUGACUUCCGAAGGAACUCGACUUUCACUAUGAGGCUUCAUAACUCUUCUAAAUGAAGACCUUCUAACUCCCGGGACAGAGUUUAAAUGGUUUGAAUUAUUUUUUCUGGUUAGCGUUUCUUUAUCGAGUUAGUUUUUUACGGGGUGGGGUCGCUAACCCCAUGUCCAACCCUCCUUUAUCCGGGCUUGGGACCGGCAGUAGCCCAAGAAGGGCUCCAAACGGAGUUACGUUGCGGAGUAACGUAAGAAAAUUAAUUUCACUGGUUGUUUUUGUCAUCAAAUAUUAUUGCAGCUCAAUAUUUAGCUUCAAAAAGUUUGUUUUAAAAAAUGGAAAUCAGUGAUCCUGUUCGAAAUCAUGCAUCAUAUCAUAAGUCUUACUUAGCUUGUGCGUAAAGCAAGUGACUUAUUGGUUGGAGCACUCGACGUUCAGGAAUGUCAUAACAGACAAAGCACUACUGUGCCUACUUCACUCUGGACUGCUAGAUAGUGUAACCCAAUGCUAAACACACGAAUUUGUAACUGGAUACUGAGCUACGUUAAAUUUAUGCUACAUAAAUUCUUAGCCAUAAUUUAACUUCUGAAGAUGUCAGCCGGUUAUACAAGCCUGAUCUAAGUAAAACAAAUCAAGAGGAUAGAUUUUAGACAUUUGUAUGUUCAGUAGGAGUUAUCAUGAAAUGUUGAUCGUCCUUCUCUUAAUUAGUCGGUAAUUGUGAACGAAUCUGAAGUGUACGACAGGUUGUGCCUACAAAUUUGCUUAGAAACUAUUAUGUUCCGACUGUUAUUAGGAUAACAUUCGUAGACAAUAAUCAGGCCAUUGAAGUCAGUCUUUUAAAAUAGUGACGCUAGUUAAAUUGUCAACAUCCCUGAAUACACGUAGCGGACCGGGGUAUUACUGACAUAGUAUACCAUGGAUACUGGCAAUCCUUCGAAGAUGACGAUCACCGGGCACAGUGAGUCACAGAAUAUCUCGGCCCUGGAGAGAAAAUCAUGAUAACAAGGAGGAGAAGAGGACUUGCUCCAUUAUCACAUAUGUAAAUACAGAUUUAAAAAUAAAAUCGUAAAUAAAGAUUACCAUUAAUUCACACGAUCUGUUUAACCUGCAUAUAGGUCCGUAAAAGAGAAAAAAUCUAUGCAGGUUAUUGGAAUAUCUUUUAUUUAGUUGAAGCAAGUGAGAGAAAGAGAUUAUAAAACAACUUAAGUAAUUUCCAAGAAGCAAAAUAAACACCUUCUUAACAAACUUUUUUUUAACAAGUACAUACAAAUGCAUUACUGAUAAAAUUCGUUUGCAUUAAAUAUCCAACUUUUAAUAUGUUUUAUGUGCACCGUUUAUAUAUGUAUGUAAAGUUUUAAUGCCUUCAUGUAAAUAAUUAAUAAAUGACAUUUUCUCAGUCACUUAAACAUUAUCCCUUCAUAUGAUGGUGGUAGAAGGUAGUCGACAGGAAACCCUGGACCUGGGUUUCAUGCCAACUGACACUCGUCAACAAGGUGUGCCUGUAAUCUUGAGGGAACUGAUGCCUCCUGACGGAUUCGAUCCCGUGUCACCCAGCUUCACAGUCAGAGACGUUACCACUGGGUUAUCUGGGCCGCGACUGACCUGUAGGACUGAGAUGUAUGUACAACUGAUUGAUCACUGGCUGGUGAUCAAUGUCAUGUUUGUCAGGUGAAAAAUCAACUAUUUCAAAGUAGGCAUUGUCUUUCAAACCAACUUUUUUAACUGUUUAGAACUUGGUUUACGUACAACUAUCUGAAUAUGGGCUUUACUUAUAGAUUGCUAUCAAUCCAGACUAUCCAGUAGCUACAUUUUAGACAAAUGAGAACUUCGAGUUUUUUUCCAGUGUUUGUUUUUAACGCGAAUAGCACAUUAAUCGAAAAUGAUCAAAGUCAUCUCAAAAAGAACAUUCACGCCUACACCAAACAGUUAUUACACAAAAUAUAAAAUACGAGUGACACAGUUACACUUAUAUAAGAUAGAGAGAUAAUAUCUUAUCGAUUGCUAGUCCAUACAAUAAAAAAAAUCGUAAGCAACAAAUUUCAAUCAAAUAAGGUCAGUGGUGACUGUGUUAACACAAUUAUCUGGGUGAUUUGACUAUGAAACUUAUCUAACAAAUACACUUAAGCACCUUCAAUACUCCCUCUUAAUUCAUUGAUUUACUAUACUUACUAACCAGUAGGACAGUAGUGGUGUUCAUUCACUCACAUUUUAUUCUCAAGAGGUCAUUUUUGUAAAAAUACUAUAAUGUAUAUCCAGACUACUUUUUGUAUUUGUCUGUUAUUAUUAUGUAUUGUAAAGGUUAAACUGCUCACUAUUUUGACAAUGUUAUUUUGUGAGGUGAACAACACAUUAAAACUAUGCUUUAAUAGAAGAUUAAAUCUCUUUUUAAAAGAAAACGUAUAAAGACCAAUAAAUGACAUUUGUUUGUUCUAUAAAUCAUCAUCGUCAAUGGAAAAUUCUAAAACAGCAAGGUUCUUUUUUAGCAUAAAAAUAACUCAUUUCACAGAUAUAACCUGGCUGGCCGCCUGUCUAAACUAUAUACUUAUGAUCGAAUAGUUCAACUUUCAACCAAUUUGCCUGCACGUCCAACUCUUUCAGUCAGUCAAUCGUUAUAGCUGACUGACUCUCCCCCUCUACCUGCCUACUUAAAUUGAAACAAGCUGGUAGAUAUUAUUAACAGUCUUUAUGUGUGCACAUGUGAAAAGUGUGCUUUAAAAUUGAACUACACUAAUUCUUGUAUGUGGAUCGCACAUUAAAUGGUAAUCGCUAUCAGAAUGUGUCUGAAUUUUAUCGGUCAAACACAUAGCUCAGUUUUAUGUAUAAACGUUUUUUUUUUAAGUGACCCUCUCAGUUGCUUUUAAGUCUUUGCUUUUUUUGCAAUUCUUAUUUUUAGAUUCUUACUUGCAAGUUUCUACACAGAAUACGAUCCUCUUCAUUGUUUUAUCAACGCAUCGUCAAUGAUUGUUCUAGCCGUACUUCCUAAGUUGCCUCAGUUUUAUAGGGUUCGUUUUUUUGGUAUCAAUCGUUGGUAGUCCCAUUUUUUCUUAUGUUCACAUCCUUAUAUUAAUAAAAACAAUAAUAGUAACAAUUAAAUUACAUUCGAUGUUUUGUUUCCUCCUCUGUAUUCGGUUUAUUGUAUUACAGUUGGAAGAGAGAAAAAAGGACAUUUCACCCCUUCCACUUCGAAAAGUGCACAGAUAUCAGAUAGUAAUUGUCGACUUCUCUUUUUUUACUUUGUGAUAUUGUGUUCAACCCCUCCUACAUACACUUAUGUGAUAUCUUACCAAAAAAUUGUUCUUUAGAUAUGUACGCUGGGUAUGUGUUUUUCUACUUUUAAAAAGUUUUUUUACUACCGUUUUUCAAGUUUCUAAUUAAUAUUUGUACCUUUAUAUUAAGCUGUUGAUGUGUUUUUUCCUUUCUAUCUCUGUAUCAAAUUCACUUCUAAUUGGAAUAUAAUUAUCGUUAGUGUUA